Daldinia childiae is the source of this 870-nucleotide messenger RNA. RefSeq names its product Tricarboxylate transport protein. Gene Ontology annotation, biological process: mitochondrial citrate transmembrane transport. The record is from RefSeq and is a predicted model, not a curated record. Bases 1 to 870 code for a protein of 289 amino acids. The transcript is spliced from 3 exons. NCBI's taxonomy places the organism in Eukaryota, Fungi, Ascomycota, Sordariomycetes, Xylariales, Hypoxylaceae.
AUGGUAGCGGAUGCGGACCGCAAGACCUCCCCGGUCUUGUCCCUGGUCGCCGGCGGCAUCGCGGGGGGUGUCGAGUCGGCCUGCACAUACCCCUUCGAGUUCGCAAAGACCCGCGUGCAGCUAUACGGCCAUGAGGGCAUCAGAAACCCGUUCAUGGUCGUUGCCAAGGUGGCUCGGGAGGAGGGUCUGCGCGCGCUGUAUAAGGGCUGCUCGACUAUGAUAGUGGGCUCCAUCGGCAAAGACGCAGUGCGUUUCGUCGCCUUCGACAGCAUCCGGUCUCUCUUUGAAGACCCGGAGACACACCGGUCCACCACAGCGCAAUCCAUCGCGGCCGGCAUGCUAACCGGCAUCGUAGCCUCGACCGCCAUCGUCACGCCCUCGGAGCGCAUAAAAACUGCUUUAAUAGACGAUGCCCGGACAACACAGCGCUUCCGGUCGCCGACGCAUUGCAUCGCAUCCCUAUGGCGAGAGCAGGGCCCCGUGCGUGCCCUAUACAGCGGGUACACUACUACGACGCUUAAGCAAGUCGGCACAACCGGGUUCCGGCUAGGCUCGUACGCCGCGCUGAAAGACUGGGAGCGCGGACACGGGAUCCAGGUCGAUGGUGCGGUGGCUAGUUUUGCGAACGGCGCGUUUGCCGGUACGUUGACUACGCUUGCCACGCAGCCUUUCGACACAGUCAAGACGAAAGCGCAGCAGGCGCGUGCGGUGCGUACGAUGGAUUGCGUGCGUGCUAUUUAUGCCGAAGAUGGUGUUAGGGGGUUUUGGCGUGGGACUGUGAUGAGGCUUGGGCGUACUGUUAUGGCAGGUGGGAUAUUGUUUACGGCGAAUGAGCAAGCGCUUAAGUUGUUAAAGAACGUGUUUGGGUAA